UGCUACCAGUGAUCGAAUUACUAUGGAGACUGUACACAUAGUGUAUAGUCUCCAUAGAACCUACACUGCAUUUUGCUGCAUUUAUUGAUAAUCACAGGCCUUUUCAUGCAUCGCCAGCCCGUGUGAAUUUAAAGACAAAAAAUUCAAGCUGUGUUUAAUUAAAAAAAAAAUUCUAUUUUUGCAUUAAAUACUGCGGUUAAGCACCAUGGAAAUCGACGAUGAGGCUUUUUUGGAGGAUCUCUUUCAGAAUGUAGAUUUAGCAGGUAACUGUAGGAAUAAUAAUCGCUCAAGAAAUAAUCUUGAUGAUGAAAUUCGUCCGGAAAAUGAUGGAUUAAAUCCCAAUGCUGCCGAGUUUGUUCCAAGAAAUGGUGAUGGGGACAACGUACAACAGAAUGAUCCUCCAAGAAACGAUGGAGAAAUCCCAAUUCCAAAUCUUCUGGGUAACCGUCAACAGAAUUUGGAGAUUGAAGCAAAUCCUGAAGACCCAAACGGUGAAAGGAUUAGACAAGCUCCAGGUGACUUAGGAAAUGAUGGUGGUGUACGAGGUCGUCGCGACGCAAGAGUGAUGAAUGAUGAUGAGCGUCGUCAAAGAUUGGCAGCAAUUAUACAAGAAAACGAAGAGAGGGCUAAUAGAGCGCGUCUUGCUUACGAAAAUUUAUAUGGAAGAGAUUUAGACAGAAAAGCUAGGCAUCAACGUGAAGUUCUAGUUCCAAGACAGGUUUUGAGGCCGAGAGAUAAUGAGCGACAAAAUCAAGUUAGAGUUUACAUGAAUCAAAACGCAUUGGAUCAUCGUAGGAAUCAAAACCUAGGCUAUGACUAUGAUAAUGGACGAGGGUGGCCGCAACAUAGAGGCCAAAAUGUUGACAAUGGUUGGCAGCAGGAAAAUUAUGGACCAAACCAAGAUGCUGUGGGCCCAAUGCGUAAUCGAAGAGGAAGAUACCAAAGAGACCGAGACGCAACGUACUGGAGAUCGAGGUAUUAUCAGAUACGGAGCCAGAACAGAAAAGUCAAAGACUUUUUUUUUCAUGAUCGUAACUAAAUUAAGUUUAAAAUUGUCAGUGGAGGUAAAAAUAUUAAUAACAUGUGAUGUUUUAUAGUAUUUGAUAUUUUGAGUUGUUUCGAGCUGAAAUGUAAUCUCAAGAUGGGUGAUUUAUAAAAUAACUUAUUAACUAAGAUUGUGAUACGUUAAAUAAGUGAUAUAAAUUAUCAAAAAUGCA
Messenger RNA from Cotesia glomerata, 1217 nucleotides. RefSeq lists its product as uncharacterized. NCBI's taxonomy places the organism in Eukaryota, Metazoa, Arthropoda, Insecta, Hymenoptera, Braconidae. The record is from RefSeq and is a predicted model, not a curated record. Bases 206 to 1039 code for a protein of 277 amino acids. The transcript has 3 exons.